Molecule: messenger RNA, 2337 nt
Organism: Linum trigynum
Lineage: Eukaryota; Viridiplantae; Streptophyta; Magnoliopsida; Malpighiales; Linaceae
Source: the annotation of a GenBank genome assembly
AUGGCGGCCUCUGCUCUCUUUCGAAGACGAAACAGAGCAUCCCUACUCUGCUUUCUCCUCGCGCUCUUGGCCCACGGGCCGGCACUGGGCUCGGCCCAGACGCCGGUGUACGCCUGCGACGUGGCCGGGAACCCGGCCCUGGCGGGAUUCGGGUUCUGCAACGGGUCCCUCCCGUGGGCGGACCGGGUGAGCGACCUGGUUGGGCGGCUGACGCUGCAGGAGAAGAUCACGUUCCUGGUGAACAGCGCCGGCAGCGUGGCGAGGCUGGGGAUUCCGAGGUACGAGUGGUGGUCGGAGGCGCUGCACGGCGUGUCCGACGUGGGGCCGGGGACACGAUUCUCGAGCAAUGUGGUCCCCGGGGCUACCAGCUUCCCGCAGGUCAUCCUCACCGCCGCCUCUUUCAACACCACUCUCUUUCAGGCCAUUGGCAAGGUGGUAUCGACGGAAGCGAGAGCGAUGCACAAUGUCGGAUUAGCAGGAUUAACGUAUUGGUCCCCCAACAUAAACAUCGUACGAGACCCGAGAUGGGGGAGAACCCAAGAGACUCCCGGCGAAGACCCGCUCCUCACCAGCAAGUACGCCACCGCCUACGUCCGCGGCCUCCAGGACCGCGACGACGGCGACAAGGACCGCCUCAAAGUCGCCGCCUGCUGCAAGCACUACACCGCCUACGACCUCGACAACUGGAAAGGCGUCGAUCGAUACCACUUCAACGCCGUCGUGACGAAACAGGACAUGGACGACACGUUCCAGCCGCCGUUCAAGAGCUGCGUAAUCGACGGCAACGUCGCUAGCGUCAUGUGCUCGUACAAUCAGGUCAACGGCACUCCCACCUGCGCCGACCCUAACCUCCUCGCCGGAGUAAUCCGUGGCGAGUGGAAGCUCAAUGGCUACAUUGUUUCGGAUUGUGACUCGUUGGAUGUGUACUUCAAAUCCCAAAAAUAUACCAAAACGCCCGAAGAGGCGGCAGCCAAGGCCAUACUGGCGGGGCUGGAUCUGAACUGCGGCUCGUUUCUCGGAGACCAUACGGAGGCCGCCGUGAAAGCAGGGCUGGUGGACGAAUCGGCAAUCAACAAGGCGAUUUCCAACAACUUCGCCACGUUGAUGCGGCUGGGAUUCUUCGACGGCGACCCGAGGAGCCAGCUCUACGGCAAGCUGGGACCGAAAGACGUGUGCACGCCGGAGAAUCAAGAGCUCGCCAGGGAAGCGGCGAGGCAGGGGAUCGUCCUGCUGAAGAACAAUGCAGGGGCGCUUCCCCUGUCUCCCACCGCCAUAAAAAACCUGGCCGUCAUCGGGCCCAACGCCAAUGUCACCAAAACCAUGAUCGGCAAUUACGCAGGGACGCCGUGCAAAUACACGACGCCGCUGCAGGGGCUAUCGGCGGUGGUGGGGACGACGUACGUGGCGGGGUGCCAGAACGUGGGGUGCGGGACGGCUGACGUGGACGGGGCCACGAAGGCGGCAGCGGGUGCUGACGCGACUGUACUUAUAAUGGGCACGGAUUUGUCGAUCGAGGCGGAGAGCCUGGACCGGACGGAGCUGACGCUGCCAGGGCAGCAGCAGCAACUGGUGGCGCAAGUGGCGAGCGCCUCCAAGGGACCCGUGAUUCUGGUCAUCAUGUCCGGCGGAGGAAUCGAUGUCGGGUUCGCCAAGGAUAGUGACAAGAUCGCGAGUAUUGUUUGGGUCGGGCUGCCCGGCGAGGCCGGCGGUGGUGCCAUUGCUGACGUCAUCUUCGGGGCCCACAAUCCUGGGGGACGGCUGCCGAUGAGUUGGUACCCACAAUCCUACGCCGACAAGAUCCCGAUGACCAACAUGAACAUGAGGCCCGACAACGCCACCGGCUACCCCGGUCGUACCUACCGCUUCUACACCGGCGAAACCGUCUACACAUUCGGCGACGGCCUCAGCUACUCCAAAGUCUCCCACGAGCUCAUCCAAUCCCCUGCAAAAUCCCUCUCCAUCCCGCUCCACGCCGACCACUACUGCCGCUCGUCGGAGUGCCGGUCGGUCGACGCUGCGGAUGCAGGGGAGAUCUGCGGGAGCAGCGGGAUGAUGGAUCUCCACCUGAAGGUGCAAAACGACGGCGAGGGGAUGAAGGGCAGCCACACGGUGUUCCUGUUCACCACCCCGCCGGCGGUCCACGGGUCGCCGAGGAAGCAGCUGGUCGGGUUCGAGAAGGUGUGGCUGGAGGCCGGCGGGGAGGCGGUGGUGAAGUUUACGGUGGACGUGUGUAAGGAUUUGAGCGUGGUGGAUGAAUUGGGGAACAGGAAGAUUGCGCUGGGGGAACAUGUGCUGCAUGUCGGAGAUUUGAAGCAUUCCUUCACCAUUGGGGUUUGA